AUGGAAUCGAACUCGAACUCGAACUCGGAAUCGCAACCGCAGUCGAUCUCGAACGACUUCGCGAGCGACAUUGGCAACUUCCUACAGGACUUCUCUGGAAGAGACCCGGACAGAUUCGAGAAGAUGUCAGUCGGGGUAGAAGUCCCGAGUGAGUUGCCAGGGGCUGUCCAGUUGUUCAAUGUCGACUAUUGUGACAUCCAUGAUGAUUUCGAUGUUGCCUGGGAUUCGACCUAUACCACCACCACCCUCACGCUGCGUUCCGAAGCAGAGAGCAGCAGCACCGCCGGGCCGUCAUCGAAUGGGUCAACCGUUUUCUCCCGCGGCACGUACGGCCAGAACUCGUCGAGUAACAACACCUCUAAUCCCCCGAGACAUGGCCAGCAGCCGACAUUCGUGCAGGCCCUUCAGCGCAGCUCCCCCACCCCCCCUCCAGCCUCCACCGCGGAGCAAGAGCAGCAGCCCUGGGGCUCGUCUCGCCUCUGGUGCGAGUUCUGCGUGUUGAGGAACUGCACGCAGACAUACCGCCUCGACGAGAUCAGCGAAUGGAUCGCACACCACUCCCGCCACAUGAAGGACACGUACCCCGCAGAGCUUAUCUGCUGGUUCUGCGACUACGUCCCCUUCAAGGCGGCCGACCGAGCCCAGCGAGAGGCUAACUUCCACUCGCGGAUGGAGCACAUCCGGGGGCACAUAUUCGACGAGGGCAUGACCAUGGACGAUGUGCGACCCGACUAUUUCAUGAUCAAGCACUUGCACAAGCACCGCCUCAUCCCCGACAGCAUGUACGUGUACAUGUACAAUAGGGCCAUGGGGUAUAGCGAGGUACCGGAGCCGCUGAGAUUCCCCAUGAGCUCCAGUUCCUCGCAUGCGAUCCCGCGCACGAUGCCACCUCUCGAGGAGGAGCUGCCCCCGGUAUGGCACGACUUGGGGAAGGAGAGACGGCAUCAACGACGAAGAGGUUCUGGCCGUUCGUGA
Messenger RNA from Phialemonium atrogriseum, 975 nucleotides. RefSeq lists its product as uncharacterized. The coding region runs from base 1 to 975 and encodes 324 amino acids. The record is from RefSeq and is a predicted model, not a curated record. The transcript has a single exon. NCBI's taxonomy places the organism in Eukaryota, Fungi, Ascomycota, Sordariomycetes, Cephalothecales, Cephalothecaceae.